Malus domestica (apple) is the source of this 510-nucleotide messenger RNA. The record is from RefSeq and is a predicted model, not a curated record. Lineage: Eukaryota; Viridiplantae; Streptophyta; Magnoliopsida; Rosales; Rosaceae.
AUGUCAGCUUGUCAGCCAGAAGCUACACCAUUAGAAGAAGGAUUGAAGCUUAAUAUUGAUCCUAAUCAAGUACCAGUUGACAAAGGAACAUACCAAAGGUUAGUAGGCCGCUUGAUGUAUUUGGCACACACAAGACCAGACCUUGCUUAUGCCUUGAGUGUAGUAAGUCAAUACAUGCAUGAUCCUGGAGAACAACAUAUGAAUACCGUGAUGAGAAUAUUGCGAUAUUUUGAAGGGAAGUCCGGGCAAAGGAUUUUGUUUAAAAGGAAUAAUGACUUUAGUAUUGAAGGUUAUACUGAUGCAGACUGGGUAGGUUCCAUUGAUGAUAGGCGCUCAACAUCAGGUUACUUUACGUUUGUUGGGGGUAACUUGGUUACAUGGAGAAGUAAGAAACAGAAUGUCGUUGCCUAUUCCAGUGCAAAAGCUGAAUACAGAGGUAUGGCUUUAGGGAUUUGUGAAAUUUUGUGGCUUAAGCUUCUGUUAAGCGAUUUGGGUAUACAACAUGAUUAG